Phaethon lepturus (White-tailed tropicbird) is the source of this 616-nucleotide messenger RNA. It is a transcript of the gene METTL21A, whose product is annotated as methyltransferase like 21A. The coding region runs from base 1 to 210 and encodes 69 amino acids. Gene Ontology annotation, molecular function: protein-lysine N-methyltransferase activity. Gene Ontology annotation, biological process: peptidyl-lysine methylation. Gene Ontology annotation, cellular component: cytosol; cytoplasm. NCBI's taxonomy places the organism in Eukaryota, Metazoa, Chordata, Aves, Phaethontiformes, Phaethontidae. The transcript is spliced from 2 exons. The record is from RefSeq and is a predicted model, not a curated record.
AUGGGAGGCAUUGAUGUCAGGGAUCGGUCUGUGAUUGAGCUGGGAGCUGGAACUGGAUUGCUGGGAAUAGUGGCCACGUUAUUAGAUGCUGUAUUUAUGGACAUCAACUAUAUGUCUGAAACAUACACUCUUGUACCGCUUAGGUGCUCGUGUUACCAUCACAGACAGGGCAGCAGCACUGGAGUUCCUAGAGUCAAACGUACAGGCUAACUUACCACCUGAACUACGUCCGAGAGCUGUGGUGAAGGAAUUGACUUGGGGAAAAGACCUGGGCAACUUCCCUCCAGGAGCAUUUGACUUCAUCCUGGGUGCAGACAUCGUUUAUCUGGAAGAAACUUUUGCAGAACUGCUUCAGACGCUGGAGCACCUGUGCUCAGAGCAAACUGUGAUUCUUCUUUCCUGUCGUAUCCGCUAUGAACGGGAUCACAAAUUCUUGAAGAUGCUGAGAGGCCGUUUCUCUGUGUAUGAAGUCCACUAUGAUUCCAGUAAGGAUGUUCAUAUCUACAAAGCACAGAGGGAUAGUCGCAAGGAUGACUUUUGACUCUAUGCUUUGUUAGCAAACCACUGAUGCUGCUCAAUCCUCCCCUUGUUUCUACUCAAUACACUUGUUCCUAAG